CUCUCUCUCUCUCUCUCUCUCUCUCACUCUCUCUCUCUCUCUCUCUACUGCAAGUGCAAGUUUUUAAUGGUUGCGUGAAGCAGAAGUUUGGAAUAUUAGUGUUUUCUUGGAGAUUUCUAAGUUUUUCUUGAAAUGGGGAAGAAAGAUCAGAAAGACGAUGCCAGGGUUGAAGCUGUUCUGGAGCUUCUCAGAAAACAAGCCCCACUUACAGUAAAGCAGGAGAAGUUCUGCAAUAGGGCUUGCGUAGAACGGUUUCUGAGAUCCAAAGGAGAUAGUGUGAAGAAGGCUGCGAAGAGCUUAAGGGCCUGUCUUUCUUGGAGAGAGAGCAUUAUUGGCACUGAGAAUUUGAUAGCAGAUGAGUUCUCAGCGGAGCUCGCCGAAGGGGUUGCUUAUGUCGCCGGUCACGAUGAAGAAUCCAGACCCGUUUUGAUUUUCCGGAUCAAGCAAGAUUACCAGAAAUUCCAUUCCCAGAAACUGUUUACUCGUUUGCUGGUGUUUACACUGGAGGUGGCCAUUCAAAGCAUGCCGAAAAACGUAGAGCACUUCGUUCUCCUUUUCGAUGCAAGCUUUUUCAGGUCCGCAUCGGCUUUUAUGAACUUAUUGCUGGCGACACUGAAAACUGUGGCGGAGUACUACCCAGGCCGGCUACACAAGGCUUUUGUCAUAGACCCUCCCUCCCUGUUCUCUUAUCUAUGGAAGGGCGUGCGACCGUUCAUUGAGCUAUCAACGGUCACGUUUGUGGUGUCAUCGCUAGAUUUUGAGGAGUCAUUGGAGUUCAACGAUUUCUCAGCCUACCCACGAGCCUCGUCCCUCCGAUUCGACCCUUCGUCCUUAACAUCGGCGGCCAAGAUUGGCUCAUGCUCAUCCUCUCGCUUCUCGUUCACUGUCUCGCACCACUUUGACUCACUCAAGCCUUGGUACCUCAGCUUAGCGGACACGUCAGCCUCGAAAGUAGGACCCACCGGCCAUUCUCCCCUGGGCCCCGCACUCAUCUCCCCGCUCAACGCCCGGUCCCUCUCGUUCGCAUCACCGGCUGCCAGAACGCCACCUGGAAGCAUGUACGGUGGCAGUAACACUAGGCCAACGAGGAAGUCCCUGUUCCCUUCGACCCCAUUGCCACAGCGCAGCACAGGCCGUGAGGAUGGCAAGUCCCCUCACCCGCGGACCCCACGGCCGUCGUUCCUCCAAUCACCGGCCAUGUUCUUUCGCAAGGAGUGCCACGUCAGCAGGACCGACAAGUCCCGUGAGUCGUUUGUGCCGUUUUUGAAGUUCUACAGGAGGCCGUACGAUGAGAUGAUUUACAGGUCAAAGAUGAGGCCCCCACUGGGAGGACUAAUCUCCAUCGUCUCUCCACACCUCAGACGCCGCCACGUGUCCGUAUCCCAACGGUUCUAAACGAAUCAGAGAGUAAAUAGUGAAUUAACAACUGCUAAUAAUUGAUUAUUUAUUUCGCAAUUCAAGUUU
Messenger RNA from Alnus glutinosa, 1464 nucleotides. RefSeq lists its product as uncharacterized. The transcript is spliced from 7 exons. NCBI's taxonomy places the organism in Eukaryota, Viridiplantae, Streptophyta, Magnoliopsida, Fagales, Betulaceae. Bases 133 to 1395 code for a protein of 420 amino acids. The record is from RefSeq and is a predicted model, not a curated record.